GGGUGCGCCCGAGACCCACGCCCGCGGAGCGGCGGGGGCUGCCAGCGGGCGAGGGGCCGUGGCUCCUGGUCACAGCUCCCCUGUCUUUUAUGAGCAGCGAGGGGGCAAAGCGGCAUCGGGGGACACCCGGUGGAGCAUUUCUUCCCCGAGUUUAUGAAUGGCACUGACAUGGAGGAAAUACCGUUUCAGAAAGUCAAGACCAAGAGGAAGAAGUGCUACCAUUGCUGCUGCUCCCUGCAGGCUGCCGCGGCGUCGGGAACGGGAGCCGGGUUGGGGGAACCCCCUCCCUUGCUGCUGCUGGAUGCCAUCGCCUGCGAGGACGAGUUUGACUGCAAGGAGCUGGAGGCUCUCUUCCAGAGCUACAACCUGAAGCUGGAGCAGACGUCCACCCUCAAGGCGCUGGCCGUCCUCAUUGUGCUAACCGCCAGCCUAGCCCUGGUGGAGCUGCUCUCCGGCCCCAGCCUGACCAUUUCCAAAGGUUCGCACCCGGUGCACUGCAUCAUCUUCCUCUCCCUUUUCAUCGUUACCAAUGUCAAGUAUCUGCAGGUCACUCAGCUGCAGCAGAUCGUCAAGCUCACCUUGCUCUUCAGCUUCACCUUCUCCUUCCUCUGCUGCCCAUUCUCCCUCGGCGCCUAUGGCGUGGAGCCGCCCAGCGCUCCCGAGCAGGGCAUGUGGCAGCUCAUGCUGGUAACCUUCGUCUCCUACUCGCUGCUUCCCGUCCGGACGCUGCUGGCCAUCGUCUUCGGGCUGGUGGUGUCCGUCUCCCACCUCAUCGUCACCGCCACCUCAGUCAGUGCCAAGCGGCAGCGGCUCUGGAGGACGCUUGUGGCCAAUGCAAUCCUUUUUGUCAGUGUAAAUUUGUAUGGCGUCUUUGUGAGGAUUUUGACAGAAAGGGCUCAGAGGAAGGCAUUCCUUCAGGCCAGGAACUACAUUGAAGACAGGCUGAGACUGGAGGAUGAAAACGAAAAACAGGAACGUCUCUUGAUGAGCCUUUUGCCCAGGAAUGUUGCAAUGGAAAUGAAGGAAGACUUCCUGAAGCCUCCUGAAAGGAUUUUCCACAAGAUUUACAUUCAAAGGCAUGACAAUGUUAGUAUUUUGUUUGCAGACAUUGUGGGGUUCACUGGUUUGGCAUCACAAUGUACUGCCCAAGAACUGGUGAAGCUGCUGAAUGAACUUUUUGGAAAAUUUGACGAAUUAGCUACAGAAAAUCAUUGCAGAAGAAUAAAAAUCCUAGGGGACUGUUACUACUGUGUAUCAGGAUUGACCCAGCCCAAAACAGAUCAUGCCCAUUGCUGUGUUGAAAUGGGACUGGAUAUGAUUGACACCAUCACAUCUGUUGCAGAAGCCACGGAGGUUGAUCUCAACAUGAGAGUUGGAUUGCAUACAGGCAGGGUGCUUUGUGGGGUCCUGGGUCUCCGAAAAUGGCAAUAUGAUGUCUGGUCAAAUGAUGUGACAUUAGCUAAUGUAAUGGAAGCUGGAGGACUGCCUGGGAAAGUUCACAUUACAAAGACCACCUUAGAGUGCCUAAAUGGAGACUACGAGGUAGAACCAGGAUAUGGUCAUGAAAGGAACAGUUUCUUGAAGAAGCAUAAUAUUGAAACUUAUUUUAUUGUGCCAUCCCAUCGUAGGAAGAUAUUUCCUGGACUGAUUCUCUCAGACAUUAAGCCUGCCAAAAGAAUGAAGUUCAAGACAGUCUGCUAUCUGCUUGUUCAGCUCAUGCACUGUCGCAAGAUGUUCAAAGCAGAGAUCCCUUUCUCCAACGUCAUGACAUGUGAGGAUGAUGAUAAGAGGAGAGCAUUAAGGACAGCCUCCGAAAAACUCAGGAAUCGCUCCUCUUUUUCUACCAAUAUUGUAUACAACACUCCAGGAACUCGAGUGAACAGAUACAUCAGCCGCUUGAUAGAGGCUCGGCAAACUGAGUCUGAGAUGGCUGACUUGAACUUCAUUACCCUGAAGUAUAAGCAAAUUGAGCGUGAAAAUAAAUACCACCAGCUUCAGGAUGAGUAUUUCACCAGUGCUGUGGUUCUCUCACUGAUUCUAGCUGCCUUAUUUGGCCUUGUCUACCUUCUAAUAAUACCACAGACUAUCGUAGUUCUUGUUCUCCUGGUGUUCUGCAUAUGCUUCCUAGCGGCUUGUAUUAUGUAUCUACAUGUCACACGAGUACAAUGUUUUCCAGGGUGCCUGACAAUAGAAAUUCGUACCAUUUUGUGUAUUUUUAUUGUGAUCCUAAUAUACUCUGUGGCUCAAGGCUGUGUGGUUGGCUGCAUGCCUUGGGUUUGGAAUACAAAUUCCAGCAGCUCAAUAGUUAUAAUUUCUCCCGGUGGGACAAAUAAAACAAUGAAUGAACUUCCAUGUGACACAGCCCACUAUGCUUUCCUUUCCUGUGUAGUGGGGACUCUCACCUUGGCAAUAUUUCUACGUGUAUCUUCCUUGCCAAAAAUGAUUCUCCUGCUUUUUGUUACAAUUUUGUACAUAGCUAUUCUGGAACUCAGUGGUUACAGAAAAGCAGUGGGGGGCGGCUCCUUUUAUAUGCGUGGCUAUGAACCAAUACUAGCUAUCUUGUUGUUUUCUUGUGCUUUAGCACUGCAUUCAAGACAGGUGGACUUGAAACUGCGUCUGGACUACCUCUGGGCAGUGCAGGCAGAAGAAGAGAGAGAUGAUAUGGAGAGAGUCAAGUUGGAUAAUAAAAGAAUUCUUUUCAACCUGUUGCCAGCCCAUGUUGCACAGCACUUCCUUAUGUCUAAUCCAAGAAAUAUGGACCUUUAUUACCAGUCAUAUUCACAAGUGGGAGUGAUGUUUGCUUCCAUCCCAAAUUUCAAUGAUUUCUACAUAGAAUUGGAUGGCAAUAAUAUGGGAGUGGAAUGUUUACGCCUGUUAAAUGAAAUUAUUGCUGAUUUUGAUGAGCUUAUGGACAAAGAAUAUUAUAAGGAUAUUGAAAAGAUCAAGACAAUUGGAAGUACAUACAUGGCAGCUGUGGGACUUGUACCUACUUCAGGAACUAAGGCUAAAAAAUCAAUUUAUUCCCAUCUGAGUACACUGGCAGAUUUUGCAAUAGAGAUGUUUGACGUUCUUGAUGAAAUCAACUAUCAGUCUUACAAUGACUUUGUCCUACGAGUUGGUAUUAAUGUUGGGCCGGUAGUGGCAGGAGUCAUUGGAGCCAGAAGACCACAGUAUGAUAUCUGGGGGAACACUGUGAAUGUUGCCAGCCGAAUGGAUAGUACUGGAGUGCAGGGAAAGAUUCAGGUGACAGAAGAAGUUCAGCGGAUAUUAAAAAGAUGCAGUUAUGAAUUUGUGUGCAGGGGUAAAGUCAGUGUAAAGGGGAAAGGUGAAAUGUUGACCUAUUUCCUGGAAGGAAAGGCUGAUGGAAAUAAUUCCCAAACGCGGUCUUUAAAUUUAGAGAGGAAAACGUACCCUUAUGGGAGAGUAAACAUUCAAACAAAACUGGGCACCAGCUGUCCAUCAGUGUCCUCAGUUGCUAGCUUUACUGUAAAACCUGCUCCUGGAGCAGGUCAAGUAUCUACGACUCACACAAACCAAACCCUGCAUUACCUUCCUUCUGUGCCAGCUGUGAAGGAGGCAUAAAACAAAAGAGAUUUGGUUGUGCCACUUGCAGUGAACUUGGAGAGCAAUGGUUGCCUGAAUUUUUACUAAGAAGUCAGAGAUCACAGGCCAUGUCAUUAACCAUGGACCACUACAACCCAACCAAAGAGAACUUGGGGACUGUGUAAUGAACUCUUGGGAUGGAACAUACAAGGGCUAGCAAUUCUGUUAUGAAAAGUCAAAACAGGGUUUUCUGGAAAUGAGGAAUAUUUUCUUGGCAUUUUUAAACAGUAAAUGAAAAAUAAAUAGAUAAAUGUGCAAGCAAUUAUUUAUGUGUGUGUGUAUGUAUAUAUAUGUUUUAAUCUAUAUAUGCAUACAUACAAACAGUUCUAUGUAGACUUAAUAGAGAUUUAUAGAGAUGAACAUAGAAAUGUGUAUUUAUUUACACAUCCACCUGCAGUGACAUAGCAAAGAGAUUUUGCUUUCUGUCAUAGCCAGAAUUGUUGGGCCUGGGGUCAGCAAAGCUGCAUUUAACCAUGGAGUGUGGGAUGCCUGGAGACUCUCCAGGGCUACAGCAAGACUUUGAGAAACUGUGCUCCCAGUGCAUGAAUUAAUGCAAUGAGAACAGUGUUUAUUGUGCUGUCAAUGGCAGAUCAAUGAAGACUGGAUUCAGCUAAUUAUAGAACUUUACAUAUCUUUUUAAGUUCUCCUUGCAUACUCCAAAAACUUCCAAAAACUUUCAAUCAAACCAUUACACUAGGAUAUACAGUAGGCAAACCACAGAGCUUUAAGUUUAGGCAAAAGAACAGUAUGUAUUCUUUCCAUUAAAAACAAUACAAGAGUGGUAAAGCUUAGAAUUUGCUACCUCUUUGUAGGUCAUUUGACUCUGUGCAAGAUAGAGGAGCCACCCUUAAAGCACAGCAAUAUGCUUAUGCAAUAUAGAAACAUUCCUGUAUUUACAGUGCUGAUUUUACUGAGGAACAGAAGGAUGGUAUUAUUUUAGGCUUUUAGAAAUAGCACAAGUCCUCUGGCUCAAGUCCAGGAUUAACCAUUCUGAACAGCUCAAAGAAUUGUCCAGUACUGGUGACAAAAUGCUGUUGCUAGUUUUGUGACAUUUGUAUGUUUGCCAACAUAGUUUUAUAUAUUAAUUGAUUUUUAAAUUUAUGCCACACAGUUUUAUUAUACCUUGAUUCUAUCCAGACUCACUCUUCAAAGCUGUACAAUUAUGAAAGCUAUAGUUCUGAGAAACAAGCACAGUCAAACUUUGUCAAAUGAGGAGCACUGGUAAAUGUGCCAGGAGAGCAAGUCCAGCUCUUAAUCUGCUUAAAAAAGAAUAUAUUGUGGCUGCUUUUUUCCUCUACUGCUGCCCAUAUCAUAUUGUUUAUGGUUUCAUACUGAAAUGAUGAUCUGGAUGUGAAAUGUGGAAUGCAACUCCACAGUCAAGGGGGAGCAGUUGAAGGUCAUCCUGCUGAGGGACAUGUACUCCAUGGACAGGUGCCAUAUAGUCCUGACAGGGAUUCACAGGCUAAUUAAUCUCAGCUGCUUUCCAAAAGAGAAUUAAAGGAUUCACAGGCUAACUAAUCCCAGCUGCUUUCCAAAAGAG
This is a messenger RNA of Hirundo rustica (Barn swallow), 5143 nucleotides long. It is a transcript of the gene ADCY1, whose product is annotated as adenylate cyclase 1. Gene Ontology annotation, molecular function: adenylate cyclase activity. The record is from RefSeq and is a predicted model, not a curated record. The coding region runs from base 154 to 3582 and encodes 1142 amino acids. Gene Ontology annotation, cellular component: plasma membrane. NCBI's taxonomy places the organism in Eukaryota, Metazoa, Chordata, Aves, Passeriformes, Hirundinidae. The transcript has 20 exons. Gene Ontology annotation, biological process: cAMP biosynthetic process; adenylate cyclase-activating G protein-coupled receptor signaling pathway; intracellular signal transduction.